Molecule: messenger RNA, 1145 nt
Organism: Oncorhynchus masou masou (cherry salmon)
Lineage: Eukaryota; Metazoa; Chordata; Actinopteri; Salmoniformes; Salmonidae
Product: gap junction alpha-3 protein-like
Exons: 1
Coding region: 26-1099 (357 amino acids)
Biological process (GO): cell-cell signaling
Cellular component (GO): connexin complex
Molecular function (GO): gap junction channel activity
Source: RefSeq, a predicted model, not a curated record
AGACUGAGCCUAUGAGUGAGCCACAAUGGCGGACUGGAACUUAUUGGGCAAGCUUCUGGAGAGUGCCCAGGAGCACUCCACUGUAGUGGGCAAGGUCUGGCUGACCGUGCUCUUCAUCUUCAGGAUCCUGGUGCUUGGAGCUGCAGCUGAGAAAGUGUGGGGUGAUGAGCAGUCUGGCUUCACCUGUGACACCAAGCAGCCUGGUUGUCAGAAUGUCUGCUAUGACAAGACUUUCCCCAUCUCUCAUAUCCGCUUCUGGGUGCUGCAGAUCAUCUUCGUGUCCACGCCCACUCUCAUCUACCUGGGCCACAUCCUGCACCUGGUGCGCAUGGAGGAGAAACAGAAGCAGAAGGAGAAAGACUUGGCUGAGCAACUGGCCAUCCACAAUGACAAGCAGCAGCUGCUGCCUGACGCCAAACCCAAGAAGCCCCCCGUCCGGGACGACCUGGGCCGCGUCCGCCUGCAGGGGGUCCUGCUGCGCACAUACGUCUUCAACAUCAUCUUCAAAACCCUGUUCGAGGUGGGAUUUAUCAUAGCUCAGUACCUGCUCUAUGGGUUUGAGCUGAAACCUCUGUACACCUGUAACCGCUCACCCUGUCCCAACGUGGUGAACUGCUACAUCUCCAGGCCCACAGAGAAGACGAUCUUCAUCCUCUUCAUGUUGGCAGUGGCAUGCAUAUCUCUGGUGCUGAACAUAGUGGAGAUGUAUCACCUGGGGUUCACCAAGUGCCGCCGGUACAGACACGUCCAGACCCCAUGUGAGACAGGGUCCAAGGCCCCCAGCGAGGCAGUGGUGCCUUCUGUCCCAAACUAUAACUACUUCCCUAGGCACCAUCCAGCCCCUGAGCCCUACCAUGCAGACCAGUACAUCAUGAAUGAGCCUGACUCUGCCUACCACCCCUACAACAGCAAAGUGGCUUACAAGCAGAACAGAGAUAACCUGGCCGUAGAGAUGAACAGUAAACCAGAAGGGGGCGACACCACUGAAAGGAAAGGCUCCAGUUCUGCUCCAGAGUCGCCUUCAGAGAAGCAACGGCGACCCAGUCGAUCCAGCAAGCACAGCAAUAGUAAGACCAGACUAGACGAUCUGAAGAUCUGAGGGACAGUUAUGGCGCAUUUCCACCACUGGGUUUUAUACAGGUGCU